This is a messenger RNA of Chionomys nivalis (European snow vole), 946 nucleotides long. RefSeq lists its product as uncharacterized. Gene Ontology annotation, biological process: virion assembly. The transcript has a single exon. The record is from RefSeq and is a predicted model, not a curated record. Lineage: Eukaryota; Metazoa; Chordata; Mammalia; Rodentia; Cricetidae. Bases 17 to 775 code for a protein of 252 amino acids.
GGGACCCGAAGCGGCGAUGGCCAAGGGGCCCCCACAAGAAUCCCCGGCCCUCUCACCUAUGGCUGGCCAACAGAGGGACAGACGCGAGCCGCCGCCUGAUUCCACCUCCCACGCCCUUCCCCUCCGAGAGGGUCCGAAUGGACAGCAACAGUACUGGCCAUUCUCAGCUUCUGAUCUCUGUAACUGGAAACAGCAUAACCCUUCCUUUUCCAAAAACCCAGUGGCGUUGACUAAUCUAAUCGAGUCUAUUUUAGUCACCCACCAGCCCACCUGGGAUGAUUGCCAGCAACUCUUGCAAGCCCUGCUGACCUCAGAGGAAAAGCAAAGAGUCUUUUUGGAGGCUCGGAGAAACGUUCCAGGCGACAACGGUCACCCAACCCUUUUGCCUAACGAAAUUGAUGAGGCCUUCCCUCUGAUGCGACCUGAUUGGGACUUCACCACAGCUGCAGGUAGGGGACACCUACGCCUCUAUCGCCAGCUGCUUGUAGCGGGUCUCCGAGGGGCGGCACGCCGCCCCACCAAUUUGGCCCAGGUUAGGCAAGUAAUACAGGGAAAUGAAGAGACGCCCGCAGCCUUCUUAGAGAGGCUCAAGGAUGCUUAUAGGAUGUAUACUCCCUAUGACCCGGGGGAACUGGGGCAGGCCACUAGCAUUUCAAUGUCCUUUAUUUGGCAGUCCAGUCCGGAUAUCAGAAGUAAAUUACAGAGGCUGGAAGGUCUGCAGGGAUAUACAAUACAGGAUCUGCUGAAGGAGGCAAAGAAAGAGGCAGAGAGAUAGGGGAAAGAGAGAAGGAAAGGAGAAUUUACAAGUAUAUUCAGAGGAGCAACCAAUAAAUGAGGAAAGAGACAUGAAACAGAAUAAAGAAUUAAGCAGGCUGCUGGCCACUGUAGUUCAAGGACAAGAAAGAGAGGGAGGUAGGCUGGGAGAAAGGAAGGGGGCCAAAAUGGA